AAUUGAUAGAUUUUAUUAUGUGGUGGGUGUUGUUAUCUAAUUUAGUUUGUGUGUGAAUCAGCCUUAGUCACGGGCUUGCCUCCUCCUCUGUAGGGAUCAUUUGAAUAGACUGUAAUUUGUUUUAUUAUUCACCAUGGGUCCCAUCUGAGAUGGCAGUGGCUAUGUCCGCCCAGCAUGGAUAGUCUCCAAGUCUCAGGCAGUAGUAAACACUCGAGUCGCAGUCCAUCGCCCUGUAGGCUCUCCGGCAAGAAUAAUGCAGGACCGCACCUGGUGGACGGGAGCAUGAGUCGGUGUAAGUCACCCGUGACCUCACGCCACGAACGGGGCGGGUCCAAUGACGCAGCGAUGGUCCGGCCCGACACCUCGUCCAAUCACGGCUCUGACGACCCCCCACCCAACAAUGAUGAUGAGCCGGAUUUGUACCUCCAAUCAGCAUCCUUUAUCUCCAAUGGGUCGAACGAGCUGGUGGAGGACUGUGACGGGGAGAAGACCAAGGCUGCCAUCGAGCACAUCUCAAACAAGAUCAACAGGACACGGGAUCAGAUUCGGGGCGAGCAGACGGCCAGAGACGAUAAUGUGGACGAGUACCUGAAGCUGGCGUCUAACGCAGACAAGGUCCAACUGACGAGGAUCAAGGCGGUGUUUGAGAAGAAGAACCAAAAGUCGGCACAGAACAUCUCACAGCUGCAGAAGAAGUUGGAGAGUUACAACAAGAAGUUGAGGGAACUGGAGAUGCAUGGUGUCUCCGGCCACCACCAUCGGCAGCCCAGGGAGAUGCUAAGAGACAUGGGACAGGGUCUGAAACACGUUGGAGGAAAUAUCCGAGACGGAAUCUCUGGUUUGUCAGGGUCUGUGAUGUCGAAACCACGAGAAUUUGCACAUUUGAUAAGAAACAAAUUUGGCAGUGCAGACAACAUCAACUCCAUGUCAAGGAGCGGGGAAACAGAUGGCGAGGAGGGGGGAGAGAGGGGGCACCACGGGAGUGCAACACUGCCGGGCAACUGCUCUCUGGGCUCGACACACAGUGCAACGGGCCUCAAGUUCCCGAGCGAUGACGGCAGCGAGUGCAGUAGCGUGACGAGUGAGAGCGUACCCGGGGCGACCACAGCUUCCCCCCACUCUAUACCCACCCACACCCACCCCCACCCGCAGCCGGCCGGUUACGAGGUGCUUCUCGCAGAGGUGCGCAGGAACAAGCAAGAGAUUGAACGGCUCAAGGACAAGAUGGAGGCGUUCAAGCAGGCUGUACACAAGGAGGUGACGUACCUGAGUCAUGCCCUGACAGAGGAGAGGUUCCGCAGCGAAAGGCUCGAAGAGCAGGUCAAUGACCUUACAGAACUGCAUCAGAACGAGGUGGAAAACCUCAAAACAACUAUCACCGACAUGGAGGAAAAGGUUCAAUACCAGAGUGAGGAGAGGCUUCGAGACAUUCACGAGGUUCUUGAGUCGUGCCAAACCAAGAUCUCCAAGAUGGAGCACCAGCAGGCUCAGCAUCAACAGUACCUGACACUGGAGGGUCUGGACAACUCUAGCGCUAGGGCUCUUGUGGUCAAGUGCAUCAAUGUGGUGCUGACUGUCCUGCAAGUCAUCUUGCUGCUGAUGGCCACUGCAGCAGGCAUCAUGAUGCCAUUCCUUCGCACCAGGUUACGCUGCCUGACUACUAUAGGCCUGCUGAUAGUAGCUGUGGUGGUCAUGAAACAAUGGCCUGAACUCAUGGAUGUCACCAAACUGGUUGUUGCAGCCAAGCUGAGUAUGGGUGAGCAUUGGGUCUCGCCCGCCCCAGCCUCGUAGCCACAAGUGUCCUUCACGACCCGACAUGUUGACUGUACUCUUAUUGAUUUUUACUACUUCUCCGUAGACUUGAAUCUGUUAAUAUUGUUUUACAAAAAUGUGAAAUAUCAAACAAUCUUUUAAUGUGUAAUUAAGAUAUAAUUUUCAGUAGGAUAAGUGUUACGCUGAAUUAUUACAUUAAUAUAGCCUAUGGACUGUUUUUUUUCCUACUAAACUCAGUCAACAUGUUCUGGAAAUGAGUCUAGUUAUGAUGUAGCCUACAGUAAGUGGAAUUUGCCACUGCUGGUGGUUCUUGUGAAGGUCUCAGUACACCAACUUGUGAUUGACUGAUUGUUUCCAUUCGUUUGUUAAUUGAUUGUUUUGUAUAUUUUAUUAUUGUAUUCAAUUAAGAAGCAAUGUGAUAUAAUUAACGUAACGUUAAGCGAGUUAAGUAGAUUUUUUCCCGCCUGCUCUCUAAAAACUCCGUCAAUUAUGGACAAGAUGUACUUAAUAGACUGGACUGUAACCCCCCGUUCCGUGUGCUCCGAGUCACACCGGUGUUGAGCAGACUGUUGUAAGUGUACAUUUCUGUGUGAAGUUAGAGUAGGAAUUUAUUCCGACACCAAAGUUCAUUUGGGGAUUUGAAUUAUUUAUCGUUAAGUUUACAAAUGAUUUAUUAGUGGAUGAAUAUUUGGAUAUUCGGAGAGCUCAAACCUAGGAAUGUUGAGACUGCAUGUUGCACAUAACGUCUCUUAACGUAUUGUUUAGUGAUUUGGUUUGUAAUAACUUUUAGUUUCUGUGUAGAGAAUUAAAAAUAAGAAAUUCAAGCGACCAAUACAUUUAUUCUUGUACAUCAUCUACUAGGAAGAUUUAAAUGCUUUUAAAGUUUAGUCAUUUAGAAUCUGAUUAGCUAUUAAAAUUGUACAUCAACUCGAGUUGAUCAAUUUGUAUUCUGAGUGCAUGAAAUUUUAAAUUAACUAUCAUUAUAACUAUUAAGUUUUUAUGUAUGAAAAGUAAAUUUAAGUGUUUUUAUUCUGACUGCAUUUUAAAUAGUACCUCCAUGUGUCCGGAUAUUGAAUUAAAUCUUGCUAAGAAUUUUAUGGAAUAAAGCAGCAUAAAUGUUUGUUUUUAUAUUCAGUUUUUGAUGCACUCUACUGUAAAUAUUAUUAUGUGGAUUAGAACUUUGGUCAAAUAUAAGUAAACAUGUGACAACGGGAAUUUGAUAUAAAAUUAUGUACCUUAUAUCUAAAUGUUAUAAACUAAAUUUAACAACAAGUGAGUUGUAGUUUGCUGGUGUACCACAUCAUGGACUCACCUCUUUCUAAAAUUAUUUAACUUCUAGCCUUUUUUUGGCCAUAUAGUUGAACUUUUAAAGUAUUCAAUAAAAUAAUUAACCCUCCAUCUGCCACACAACCAAUUUCGCUUUCAAAGAGACUCUUGUCUCAAUUACUGUUUUAAAUUUCUAUUACAUUAUACAAGUCCUGUCUUUAAUUCUUGUAUUCUAACAAUGAAAUAAAUCAGAUCAUAUAUGCAUUAAGCAUAAUAUAUAUAUAUAUAGGUACUGAUUUCACACAGCUUAUGCUUGUGCUGAUAUAUAUAUAUAUAUAUAUAUAUAUAUAUAUAUAUAUAUAUAUAUAUAUAUCAGCACAAGCAUAAGCUGUGUGAAAUCAGUACCUAGUGCCAUCUUUCAAUAUUUUCUCAAUACUUACUUACAGGUUAUGGUUCUACUAUGGUUAAAGGUUGGAUAUUCAUUCAUUAUUCAUUUUAUAAAUAUGCAAUACAGCAGUAAAAUAUAAAAAUAGUUUUUUAUUUAUUGGUUUUAGACCUAUAAACACAAUUUAUAAAUUAAAAUGUUCAUUUAUCUUGUAACUGCCUUGUAAAAUUUAUUUUAUCUUAGCUUUAUAAAAACUAAGAUUCAAAUAAAUAAUCUAAACAUCACAUUUCUUAUAAAGCUUUAUCACAUCAAAGCUAUGUUGGACUUAUCAGUUUGUAAAAAUGUUUGCCAUUGUUGUGUAUUUUCACAUUGUAUACAAUAUUAUUUCUUUCAAAUAAAUCAUAAAAAUGCAAUUUUCAAAAUUAUUAUUUUGUUAUUUUUUUUGUAAAGUAGUACUAUGUAUAAUAAUAAUAAUAUAAGCAGCUAGAAUUUUAACAAUGGAAGUUUAUACAGAUUUAUGAAAAGAGCUUGUGAAUUCGCUAAAAAGGAGGGGAAGAUGGAGGGUUAAGUACAGAUCCAGCAACAUUAUAAGUAGUAACCAAAUCAUUUCUUUUGUUUAAUUCCAUUCUGUAGACCUAGUAGAAAUCUAAAAUUGGAAUAUUUUGUCACAUUUGGCCAACUCAGAAAUAAAAUUUCCGUCCAACUAUAAUUAUUAACUAAUAAAAGAUUUGUCAGAAACUUUUCUAUUUCCAGUUUAUGCACGUUAGUCUUUAAGUUUUUUAUCUAAUUUAUUGCCGUUGUUAAUUUUUCAUUGUGAUUUUACCAAUUAUUAAAUUGUUUUAAAAUUGUCUCAUUAUUAAUAAAAAUGUGAAUCACUCAUAAAAGCAUCAUAUUGUACAGCUCUUCAGGAAUAUUUAGUUGUAAUAAUAGUUUAUACUAAUGAGACUGCUUUUGUUUAGAGUAAACACGUGUUCUCUAAUAAGAAUUAUAAUAAUAUAAAGAUUUUGAUCUAAUAAAUGUUUGAUAUACAAACAAUAUUAAAGCAGCAAUAUGCAACAUUUUGUUGUUAUUAAGUUAUAAUCAACUUAUAAAUAAAAAUUGUUUUAAUUUGGUUUUCUUAUUUAUUACAUUUUUAAUGGUCAUAUUGUAAUGAAACAGUAUUUUAUAAUACCUCUGUUGCCUUUUUUUGGUCCAUAAUUACAUUUUGUUAGUAUUACCAUAUGAGUUAUAAAAAAUACAGAUUAUAUAUUUACCAUUGUCAUGUAAGUAAUGCAUAACCACUGAAAAAACAUGCAAUUUGAAUAAAAAUGUUGAAUUAAAUUUAGAAUUAUGUAUUUAAAUUUAAGAUUGUAACCAAGAACUUCAUGUACUAAAUAUUUUUUACCUUUUAGGGUAAAAAUAUAAAUGAUUAUAUCAAAAUUAUUUUACAGGAUAGUUGAAUUGAUUUUUGGCUGUGAAGCAAUAUAUGAAUGCUGUUGGAUUUGAAUUAUUUUUAGUUAAUAAUAAAAGUAGUAAAUUGUAUCAAUAAUACUUAACAUGUCCAUCACAGACUAUUUAUUUGUAACGUGUUUAGAAAAUAAACAAAAUUUUUAUUUGAAAAUUUAUUAUGUUAAAAGUUGAUAUUUACGUUAUUACAUUAAUAUUUUAUAAACUAAAUGUAAACAUUGUAGUAUUUUUUAUUUUUAAACAUAACUUAAUAAAAAACUCCUUAAGUGUUAGGAUAAUAUGCUAAGAAAUAACUGAGGUUUAGUUAUUGUGGAUCUACAUAUGGUGAGAUGCAGUUGUAUUCAGUUCAAAAAGUACAUUUCUAAAGUACGAUGUGAAAGUUAUAUAAAAACAAAUAUUAUGAAAUAUGUUUUACAAAUUAUGUUUAAAUCAGAAUAUUCUGGUAUUUAAUUCAUUUCACCUAAGUAUAUGUUGUGUCAUUUUGUUUUUUUUUUGUCUGGAUCAAGAUGUAUACUAUAUUAUAUCAGUAUAAUUUUUAGACGUUUGUUUUAUAAAAUUAAAAUGAAUUAUUGUUUGGAAUGGGUAUAUUACUGGAGUACACGAAAGCGUGUUUAUAUAUUAUUAGUUAAAUGUUAUGUCGUGUUUGAGUUGUAAUAAAGUGAUAGCCAGCCACCUUGAUUGUGUAUAUAAUUGUAAAUACUUGAUAAUACUUGUUAAUACAUUAGAUUUAAUAGUGGAGGACUGAUGGUGUGUGGCCUCUUAGUAUGUUCUAAGGUUGCUGCAACAUUACACUUUUUUGUGUUAUUUGUAUUGAAUAUUAAAAAAAAAUUUUUUAUAUGUACACAUGCCAUUGUCCGAUAUGAAAACCGAAAAUAAUAAAUUUAGAAGAUUUCUGCUCUCUUCUAUAGGCGGAAAAUUUAAAACACUCAGUUAAACACGUCAGAUAAGAUAUGUCAAACAUAUAUUUUUGUUGAAACCGGACUCCUAGCUUUUUUAAGGUGAUUUUCCUGUAAUUGGCAAUUUUUCUGAAAAUAAACGUCAACAUCGGUGCAAACAUUUUACCUUUAUAUACUAGACAUUACAUUUAAAUGUUGACUCUCUGCCAGAGCUCUGGAAGUUGUAUUUUGAUCUUUAUUUAAAUAACCAUAGAACCAAAAUUUAAUCACUUCAUGGGAUGUUGGUCAUAAAAAAACUUGGUACAGGUUUUGCAAAAUUUUGUUUAAAAAUUCAGUAUGAAAUAUUGUCAUAAAAUACAUUAUUUCUUUUAAAAACACAGUUUAAACUUGGCGUAUGCAUAUGCGUAUGUCAUGUUAAAGUGGUUGAAUGAUGAUUUUAAUGAACAUUUAAGUGUCUUCUGUACUAUUUUGUUAGAUGUUUUGUCUCAUUUUUUUAUUUUCAUAUAAAUAUUAUGUAUGUGAUCAAAUUACGUGAUAUAUUUGAGAAUUGACAAAACUGGUUAUUGCACAUCGAGAACUUAUUCGAUGACUGAAGAAAGAGCAGACCGAACAUUAGGGUUUGGCUUGCACGUACCAGAACACUUGGGUUGUCAAGGGAAUAAUUAUAUAAAUUAUACUCUAUCCGUUAGGGCUCACAGCUGUUCAGAUACAGUAUAGUUUAGAAAGUAUAAUAUCUCUGUAUAUACAGAGUGCGGCAGAAUCAAUUAAGCGGUUUUUGGGAGUUAUAAAAAAGUAACAGAGCUUGGUAUACAUAAAUGGAGUUUAUAUUAUUAGUAAAUACCAUUUUAUGUUCUCUAAGUUUUGAAUAUAACAUCCUUAAGUAAGGAUUGUUGAUCGAAUGGGGAUGUUGAGUUUAGCUCCAUUUAAUUUCAAUUGUGCACUGAAAAAAUGAUGAGAACACCUUUUUAUUGAGAUUGCACUUAAUUUUGUAGUUUAAGUCUCUCUGAUGUCGAAACGACAGUUUGUAUUGAAUUUCUUCUUCACCAACUUUUAGGAUUUCUUCAAACGGAUGUGGAAGGAUCAAGAAGUUAAAAUUUCAGAUACUGCACUAAGUGAAAGGUGUAAUGGAGCUGAAUUCAACAUUCGCGUCCUAAAGAUAUCGGAAAUUAGCAGCAAAGCAUUGCUGAAGACAAUCUCGGAAGUUUUGUAUCCUCUUGACAUAUAUAUCAUAGGGGAUGGUGUUGAUAUCCUCAACAAUCCGCUCUGUCAGUGUGUGUGAGAAUAAUGUUUGAACACUAAUCUUCAGUUAUUGCCAAAAGAAGAAAUCAUAAAUACCCAAGUCUGGUGACAAUGUAAGCCACUCCACAAUUUACGUUGUGAUCACUGAUUACUGUUUUAAUGAUGUGCCCGCACUAAAAAGCUUCAAUAGUCUUAGUCCAAACCUUGUUGAAUACUGAAAUGUGGUCAUCGAUGGAAGACAGUACAAACAGUUUCACCCAUUUCCACAGCAAGAUAGUUAGCUUAGCAUAAUUGAUUAAUUGGUUCUGGCGCACCCUGUAAAUCACAGAAUAUCUCUAGCAUUGAUCAUGUGCAAUGUUGCUGCAACCUUAGUGUAAUCUAUCCGAAUUGUAAAUAUUCAUGUACAGUAGAGUGAAUGGUUCAAUAGGCCUAAUGAUCACAGCUUGUUAUAUUUUCUGUACUCCUAUGUUUUUUUUAUAUAUUUGGUGUACAAUGUAUAUCUUUUCUUUUUCACAUUUAUUCACACAUUUAUUUAUUUAUAUUAUUUGAAGGGUAUUUUUAUACUUGAAAUUUAAUAUUUUAUUACAGUGUUUCCAAUGUACAUAAAGUAUUGUGUAAUAAACGCAUCAUUUUAGCCCUA
Molecule: messenger RNA, 7645 nt
Organism: Homalodisca vitripennis (glassy-winged sharpshooter)
Lineage: Eukaryota; Metazoa; Arthropoda; Insecta; Hemiptera; Cicadellidae
Gene: Dmtn
Product: transmembrane and coiled-coil domains protein 2
Exons: 13
Coding region: 175-1791 (538 amino acids)
Cellular component (GO): endomembrane system
Source: RefSeq, a predicted model, not a curated record